Syngnathoides biaculeatus (alligator pipefish) is the source of this 9413-nucleotide messenger RNA. RefSeq names its product neurobeachin-like. Gene Ontology annotation, molecular function: protein kinase binding. Gene Ontology annotation, biological process: intracellular protein localization. The transcript has 56 exons. Bases 270 to 8600 code for a protein of 2776 amino acids. Lineage: Eukaryota; Metazoa; Chordata; Actinopteri; Syngnathiformes; Syngnathidae. Gene Ontology annotation, cellular component: membrane; cytosol. The record is from RefSeq and is a predicted model, not a curated record.
CAAGCCCCCAAACUAGAGGGGACACUUCCAGGGAGCAGCCGGCGGGCGGCGCUGAAAGCGGUUCCGAAGACGGCGGCAAGUCGCGUCCGAGCUGCGCCGAACGGAACGUCGUAGUGCGGGCGGGCUCGUUAAUUAAGCGAGCGCCACCGGCUGGGACGUGCCCGUCUUUUUCCUGCUCUCCCUUCCGGAGCUCGGCUCGCGACAACCAGCGUCGGACACUCCGAAGCCGCCGCCGGCCAGGACCAGCGAGGACUACUUCGGCGGGGGGCAUGCCGGGCUCCGUGUCAGUCACGGAACGAGCACCUGCGCCGGGUGCCGGCGAGAAGGCAGCCAUGUCCGGCCCCGGAUCAGCGCUGCUCCUGGCGGGCGUCAUCGACCCGUCGGUUCCCAUUCGAGACAUUAAAACCAAAUUUGCGGUUCUCGGCGGUCUCGUGCGAGCUGGAGAGGUCAGCAAUAGGGACAUAGUGGAGACUGUGCUCAAUUUGUUGGUGGCCGGCGAGUUCGACUUGGAGAGCAACUUCAUCAUUCAAGAUGCCGACGGCAUCGGCUGCCUGCCGGCUCUGCUGGAGCACUGCGACGUCACCUGCCAGGCGGAGAUCUGGAGCAUUCUCACCGCCAUGCUUCGCAAGAGCGUGCGCAACCUGCACAUGAGCGCCGAGGUGGAACUCAUCCAGAAGCUGCUACUGCGCAUGAGCGGCGUUGACGACAUGAUUGCAGACUUGCUGGUGGACAUGCUGGGCGUGCUGGCCAGCUACAGCAUCACGGUACAUGAGGUGAAGCUCCUUUUCAGCAUGCUACAAGGGGAAGGCGGCCUUUGGCCCAGACAUGCGGUCAAAAUGCUGGCGGUUCUCAACCAGAUGCCCCAGAGACACGGACCCGACGCCUUUUUCAACUUCCCUGGGCGCAGUGCUGCUGCCAUCGCUUUACCUCCCAUCGCUAAGUGGCCCUACCAGAACGGUUUCACCUUCAACACCUGGUUCCGAAUGGAUCCCUUAAACAACAUCAACGUGGACAAGGACAAGCCCUAUCUCUACUGCUUCCGCACCAGCAAAGGUAUCGGCUACUCUGCGCAUUUUGUCGGCAACUGCCUGAUCGUCACAUCCCUGAAAUCCAAAGGGAAAGGUUUCCAGCACUGCGUGAAAUAUGAUUUCCAGCCCAGGAAGUGGUACAUGAUCAGCAUCGUCCACGUCUACAGCCGCUGGAGGAACAGCGAGAUCCGAUGCUACGUCAACGGCCAACUGGUGUCUUACGGAGACAUGGCCUGGCAUGUCAACACCAAUGAUAGUUUUGAGAAGUGCUUCCUGGGCUCCUCGGAGACAGCGGACGCCAACAGAGUCUUCUGCGGGCAGCUGGGUGCCGUCUACGUGUUCGGCGAAGCUUUGAAUCCGGCGCAGAUCUUCGCCAUCCAUCAGCUCGGUCCGGGCUAUAAGAGCACAUUCAAGUUCAAGUCUGAGAGCGACAUCCACCUGGCGGAGCAUCACAAGCAAGUGUUGUAUGACGGCAAGCUGGCGAGCGCCAUCGCCUUCGCUUACAACGCCAAGGCCACCGACGCGCAGCUCUGUCUGGAGUCUUCGCCCAAGGAAAACACCUCCAUCUUUGUGCACUCCCCCCAUGCGCUCAUGCUUCAGGAUGUGAAAGCCACGGUGACUCACUCCGUUCACCGGGCCGUCCACUCCAUCGGCGGCAUCCAGGUUCUCUUCCCCCUGUUUGCUCAGCUGGACUACCAGCAGCUGAACGACAGCCAAGUGGAGACCACCGUAUGCGCGACCCUGCUGGCCUUUCUGGUGGAGUUGCUGAAGAGCUCGGUCGCCAUGCAAGAGCAGAUGCUUGGCGGCAAGGGUUUUCUGGUCAUUGGCUACCUGCUUGAAAAGUCGUCCCGGGCGCACAUCAGUAGGUCCGUGCUGGAGCAGUUCCUCUCCUUUGCCAAGUAUCUGGACGGCCUGCCGUACGGGGCGCCGCUACUCAAGCAGCUUUGCGACCACAUCCUGUUCAACGCCGCCAUCUGGAUCCAUACGCCCGCCAAGAUCCAGCUCUCCUUGUACACGUACCUCUCAUCGGAAUUCAUCAGCACGGCGACAAUCUACAGCACCGUCCGACGGGGCGGCACGGUGCUCCAGCUCAUGCACGCGCUCAAGUACUACUACUGGGCCGUCAACCCGGCCGACGGCAGCGCCAUCGUCCCAAAGGGUCUCGAUGGUCCAAGGCCGACCCAGAAAGAAAUCAUCUCUCUGCGGGCCUUCAUGCUUCUCUUUCUCAAGCAACUCAUCUUGAAGGACCGAGGUGUGAAGGAGGACGAGCUGCAGAGCAUCCUCGACUAUUUGUUAACAAUGCAUGAGGAUGAGAACCUGCGCGACGUGUUGCAGCUGGUGGUGGCCCUCAUGUCCGAGCACCCGGCCUCCAUGAUCCCCGCUUUUGAUCAGAGGAACGGAAUACGGGUCAUCUACAAACUUAUGGCAUCCAAAUGUGAAAGCAUUCAAGUGCAGUCUCUCAAAGUCCUCGCAUAUUUCCUCAAGCAUUUGGGACACAAGAGAAAGGUGGAGAUCAUGCACACCCAGAGCCUCUUCACCCUCCUCGGCGAAAAGCUGCUGAUGCAUGCCGGCGUCAUGACGGUCACCACCUACAAUGCGCUGUACGAGAUUCUGACGGAGCAGGUGUGCACGCAGGUGGUUCACAAGCCACACGCCGAGCCCGACUCCACCGUCAAGAUUCAGAACCCAAUGAUCCUCAAAGUGAUAGCGACCCUAUUAAAGAACUCGGCCCCCGGCGCCGAGCUGAUGGAAAUCCGUCGCCUCUUCCUCUCCGACAUGAUCAAACUGUUCAGCAGCAGCCGAGAGAACAGACGGUGUCUGCUUCAGUGCUCCGUGUGGCAGGACUGGAUGUUUUCUCUGGGUUACAUCAACCCCAAAACCCCAGACGAGCACAAAAUCACCGAGAUGGUGUACAACAUCUUCCGGAUCCUGCUGUAUCACGCCAUUAAGCACGAGUGGGGCGGCUGGCGUGUGUGGGUGGACACGCUCUCCAUUGCCCACUCCAAGGUAACAUACGAGGCACAUAAGGAGUAUCUGGCCAAGAUGUAUGAGGAAUACCAGCGUCAAGAAGAGGAAAACAUCAAGAAAGGGAAGAAAGGUUCAGUCAGCACCAUCUCGGGUCUGUCGGCUCAGGCGGCCGGCAUCGCGAGCUCGGCGGGGAUCGGAGAAAUGGACGGCAGCUCCCAGUCGCCGGGCAGCGACGGCGCCGACUCGCGAAACCCGCUGGCCGAAGGGCGAACGGCGGAGGAGAGCGCGGCGCUAGACGGCGUCGAAGCCGAAGUUCAGCACCUCCUGGUGGACAUCAAGGCCGAAAAGGUGGAGGCCACAGAGGUCAAGAUGGACGACAUGGACUCGCUGAUGGAGGUGGACUCGCUGCUGGAUGACGUUUACUGCGCCGUGAUGCUGCCAAAGAGCAAUACUGCAGACCAGCAGAUUUCAGCCCCCCUCAUCUCGCUUGACGACGACAAAGACGUCGUCCCUCGGGGCAACCCUUUCUUGUUCUGCAAGGUGAAGGAGGCCUUGUUGUCUGACUUGAAUCCAGCUCCAUCUUCACAACCUCCACCCGGCAGUGAUGUGGCCCUUCUCGGCACCUCCGACUUUUCCUCCUUACCCGGGAUCAUGGAAAAGGAUGAAUUUGAACUCCAGGGCAUCAAGUCUGUGGAGGCGACCUCAAAUUCAGACGUAAGACGGGGAAGUAUUGUGGCGCCCCCUAAGGGUGACCUUUCCGCUGUCGGGAGCAGGAGCGACAAGCCCUCGGGAACAGAAAAUGCAGAGGAGGGCAGUCGGGAGAUGAAGAUUCAGACCACUGCGACCACACAGAGCCUCAACGGCCGGUUGGGCGCCGCGGCGGACAGCGACGACUUCCGGCCCGGCGGCGCCCUGACGGACGAGGACCAGCAGCAGCGACGUCAGUUCAGCCCGGGCCCCCGCACCACCAUGUUCCGCAUCCCGGAGUUCAAAUGGUCGGCCCUGCAUCAGAGGCUGCUGGCCGACCUGCUGUUUGCGCUGGAGAGCGACGUGCACGUCUGGAAGAGCCACUCAACCAAAUCCGUCAUGGACUUUGUCAACAGCAGCGAGAACAUCAUCUUCGUCCACAACACCAUCCACCUCAUCUCGCAGAUGGUGGACAACAUCAUCAUCGCCUGCGGAGGAAUCCUGCCUCUGCUCUCUGCGGCCACCUCUCCUUCUGUGGAGACCAUCGAGGCGACGCAAGGCAUGUCCUCGGAGACCGCCAUCACGUUCCUGUCCCGCUUGAUGGUGUUGGUGGACGUGCUGGUCUUCUCCAGCUCGCUCAACUUCAGCGAGAUCGAAGCGGAGAAGAACAUGUCGUCCGGCGGCCUCAUGCGUCAGUGCCUGAGACUCGUGUGCUGCAUGGCUGUGAGGAGCUGUCUCGAGUGCAGGCAGAGGCACGGCGAUCGCGGGAACAAACCGUGCGCUCUCAACAACAACAAGUGCCAGGACGUGGCGCCAAACGCCGUGAUUCCCAGCAAGCUUUGGAGCACGUUCGAAAGUGUUUCGGGUAACCCGUCUCCCAUCAAGGACCCCGAUCGCCUCCUGCAGGAUGUGGACAUCAACCGCCUGCGUGCUGUGGUCUUCCGUGACGUAGAUGACAGCAAGCAAGCACAGUUCCUGGCUCUGGCGGUGGUCUACUUCAUCUCGGUUCUCAUGGUGUCCAAGUACCGUGACAUUCUGGAGCCUCAGCGUGAGACGGGCCGGACUGGUGCCAAGUCGGGCCAGUGCGCCCACCGUCAUCACAACGCCGACUCACCUUCCUCCGCAGAAAGAGGGCAGACAUUCGGGGGCCGUCCGGACCAGAGUUCACCUUCGGAGGAGCAAGCCGUUCACCUCCGUGAGCCGAGCGUCGCGGCCCAGCGGGUCGUCAGCGUCGUCGACGGCUCCAACCGCAGCGCCGGCAAUGCCGGCGAGCUUUUCCCUGAGCCUCCGCCGCCGACGUCCUCCUCGGGCCUCAACGUCAAGGAGAUCCUCAAGAGUCUGGUGGCCUCCCCUGCGGAGGGCGUGGAGGCGGGGCUAGAACCGGUGUCCUGCCCUGAUCUCGUAGCCAAGGUCCAGACCACUCUGCCCAUGCAGUUUCACUCCUUUGACAGGAGCGUGGUGGUGCCCGUCAAGAAGCCCCCCCAAGGAGGUCUCGCCGUCACUACGGCGGGGGGCAGUCCUUCGUCCUGCCCCGUGACACCCAACGUCUUUGCGACUGCUUCGGCCACGCCCAAAAGCAUGAUCAACACCAUGGGAGGAGUCGAUGGCAGCGUCGCUUGCGCGGCCUCCGCGGCGCCGUCGUCUUCGGCUCUCGUGAACGGCGCCACCAGUAAGAAUCUUCCAGCUGUGCAGACACUGGCGCCCAUGCCUGAAGACACUCUCGAGAACAUGAGCAUCACGUCAAAACUGGAGAGAGCUUUGGAGAAGGUGGCCCCCCUGCUGAGGGAGAUCUUUGUGGACUUUGCGCCCUUCCUGUCGCGCACCCUGCUGGGCAGCCACGGACAGGAACUGCUCAUCGAAGGGCUCGUGUGCAUGAAGUCGAGCACGUCAGUGGUGGAGCUCGUUAUGCUGCUUUGUUCUCAAGAGUGGCAGAACUCCAUACAAAAGAACGCCGGCUUGGCCUUUAUUGAGCUCAUCAAUGAAGGAAGGUUGCUGUGUCACGCCAUGAAGGACCACAUUGUCCGCGUGGCCAACGAGGCCGAGUUCAUCCUGAACAGACAGCGAGCCGAAGACGUCCACAAACACGCUGAGUUUGAGACCAACUGCGGUCAAUACGCUGCCGAGAGGCGAGAGGAAGAGAAGAUGUGCGACCACCUGAUCGGCGCCGCCAAGCAUCGGGACCACGUGACGGCCAAUCAGCUGCGGCAGAAGAUCGUCAACAUCCUCACCAACAAACACGGCGCCUGGGGGACGCUGGGCCAGAGGCCGCCUCACGACUUUUGGCGUCUGGACUACUGGGAGGACGACUUGCGGCGGAGGCGGCGAUUCGUCAGGAACCCACUGGGCUCAACCCACUUGGACGUGUCGUGCAAAAGCCUGCAGGACUACGUAACAGAAGAGGACGAGCUGGUCAAGUUGAAGACUUUGGUCUUCCCCGGCCAAAGUGUUCUGAGCCAGAGCCCCGAAACGGAGCUGAUCCUGGAGGGAGACGACGACUCUGUUGGCCUGCUGCAGGAAAAGGAAGUGGACAACUUGGGUGGCCCGGUGGUGCUGAGCAGCCCGGCCCAGCUGGUCGCUCCCGGCCUGGUGGUCCGGGGGACCCUCUCCAUCAGCACCAGCGAGAUUUACUUCGAGGUGGACGAGGAGGACCCCGCCUUUAAGAGGCUCAGCCCCAAGGUCUUGGCCUACACGGAAGGUCUGCACGGGAAGUGGAUGUUCAGCGAGAUCCGGGCCAUCUUCUCCAGGCGUCACUUGCUGCAGAACACCGCCAUGGAGGUCUUCAUGGCCAAUAGAACAUCCGUCCUUUUCAACUUCCUCGACCAGGCGACGGUGAAGAAAGCUGUCCACAGUCUUCCUCGAGUCGGGGUGGGGACCAGCUACGGUCUUCCUCAAGACAGGCGGAUCUCGCUGGCCAGCCCUCGGCAGCUCUUCAAGUCCUCCAACAUGACGCAGCGCUGGCAGAGGAGGGAAAUCUCCAACUUUGAGUACCUCAUGUUCCUCAACACCAUCGCAGGCAGGACCUACAAUGACCUGAACCAGUACCCGCUCUUUCCCUGGGUGCUGGCCAGCUAUGACUCACAAGAGCUAGAUCUCACCCUGCCUGCCAACUUUAGAGAUCUCUCCAAGCCAGUCGGCGCACUCAACCCCAAGCGUGCCGCUUUCUUCGCCGAGCGCUUCGAGUCGUGGGCGGACGACCAGACGCCGCCGUGCCAUUAUCGCCGCUACUGCUCCACCGCUGCCUCCGCGCUGCACUGGCUCAUCAGGAUGGAGCCGUUCACCACCUUGUUCCUCAGCGCCAACAACGACCGAUUCGACCACCCGGACCGAAUCUUUUCCUCCGUGGCCCGCUCAUGGAGGAACUGUCAGCGGGACACCUCUGACGUCAACGAGCUGAUCCCCGAGUUCUUCUACCUGCCGGAGAUGCUGGUCAACGCUAACGGCUACCAUCUGGGCAUGCGGGAGGACCGCGCCAUGGUGGGCGACGUGGACUUGCCGGUCUGGGCCAAGACCCCCGAAGACUUUGUGAGGAUCAACAGAAUGGCGCUGGAGAGCGAGUUUGUGUCGUGUCAGCUGCAUCAGUGGAUUGACCUCGUUUUCGGCUACAAGCAGCGCGGCCCCGAGGCGGUGCGCGCCCUCAACGUCUUUCACCACCUGACCUACGAGGGCGCCGUUAGCCCGGACGGCAUCGCUGACCCUUUGACCAGAGAGGCCACCGAGGCGCAGAUCCGGAGCGUUGGACAGACGCCAUCUCACUUGCUCAUCGAGCCGCAUCCUCCACGCAGCUCCGCCAUGCACCUGAGCCCUCUGAUGUUCAAGGACCAGCUGCAGCAGGACGUCAUCAUGGUGCUAAAGUUCCCGUCCAACUCGCCGGUGACGCACGUCGCCGCCAACACGCUGCCGCACCUCGCCUUGCCGGCCGUGGUCACCGUCACGUGCAGCCGCCUCUUCGCCGUCAACCGAUGGCACAACACGGUCGGACUGAGGGGAGCUCCAGGAUACUCCCUGGAGCAGGCUCAUCAUCUCCCGAUCGAGAUGGACCCUCUGAUCGCAAACAGCGCCGCGAGCAGCAAGCGUCAGAUCACAGACUUAGUGGACCAGAGCAUCCGGAUCAGCACGCAGUGCUUUGUGGUGACAGCUGACAACCGCUACAUCCUGGUGUGCGGCUUCUGGGACAAGAGCUUCCGCGUGUACUCCUCGGAGACAGGAAAGCUGACCCAGAUCGUAUUCGGCCAUUGGGACGUGGUGACCUGCCUGGCCCGGUCCGAGUCGUACAUCGGGGGCGACUGCUACAUUGUGUCCGGCUCCAGAGACGCCACUCUUCUUCUGUGGUACUGGAGCGGCAGGCAUCACAUAAUCGGAGACAACCCUGUCAACAGCGACUACCCGGCACCGCGAGCCGUCCUCACGGGUCACGAGCAGGAAGUGGCGUGCGUAGCGGUCUGCGCCGAGCUGGGGCUGGUCAUAAGCGGGGCCCAAGAUGGUCCGUGUCUGGUGCACACCAUCACGGGCGACCUGCUGCGAGCGCUGGAGGCUCCCGAGCGCUGGAGGCGGCCCCGCCUGAUCUCGGUGUCCAGCGAGGGCCACUGCAUCAUCUACUAUGAGCGUGGACGCUUCUGCAACUUCAGCAUCAACGGCAAGCUGUUGGCCCGCAUGGAGCUGGAUGACAGCAGCAGGGCCAUCCUGCUGAGCAGCGACGGGCACAAUCUGGUGACGGGCGGUGACAACGGGGUGGUGCGAGUGUGGCAGGCGUGCAGCCUCAAGCCGCUGUACGUGUACCCGGCCUGCGACGCCGCCAUCAGAGCCAUGGACCUGUCACAUGACCAAAGGACUCUGAUCACCGGGAUGGCUUCGGGAAGCAUCGUAGCGUUCAACAUCGACUUCAACCGCUGGCAUUACGAGCACCAACACAGGUACUGAGAGACAACUGCGGGGGACGCCACCGAGACGAGGCGUCGCGUCCGGCGCCGAACCCGGCCGCUUCGGGCCGCGUUCACCAUUGAGCCGCAUUUCUGCUGAUUUGACGUCAAGACUGAGUUCCAGCAACCAAACCAGAACUUGUAAAUAUGCACCAAAUGUUUCUGAGACUUGCUACAAUAUUCGUACAAAGCAGUUACAACCCAUAAUGGACUUAAAGGAAAAACAUGUAGAUUUGUAUGAUUAUUUUUUUUUCUAACAUUGCAAAGUUGGAAAAUGUCAUUAAUGUCUAAUUUGUGCAUUUUGAACAUCCAGGCAGUCACACGGGACCGGACCGUUUUACGGUUUGCGUGCAAGUGGAACACGUGGCCCAAACAAAUACCACUAAAUGAGGGAGAAGUACUAAGUGGGCGGUGCCACCAAAUUACACAGUUCUGAGGUCCCGUGUUCAAUCCCAGCCCCACCUGUGUUGAGUUUGCAUGUUCUCCCGGUGCCUGUGUGGGUUUUCUCCAGGCACUCCGGUUUCCUCCCACAUCCCAAAAACAUGCAACAUUAUUUAGACACUCUAAAUUGCCCCUAGGUGUGAUUGUGAGUGUGACUGUUGUCUGUCUCCGUGUGCCCUGCGAUUGGCUAGCAACCAGUUCUGGGUGGACCCCGCCGCCUGCCCGUUGACAGCUGUUAUAGGAUCCAGCACUCCCCGCAACCCUUGUGAGGAUUAGCGGCAAAGAAAAUGGAUGGAUUUACAAGAGGGAAGAAAAAAAAUCAACUUUAUUAGGUGUUUUCCCCCACUUCUCUUAAACUCUCCAUUGUUUGAAA